AUGAUUGGUGGGAUCCUUGCAUUGGUACCAGUUGAAAAACUGCGCCGCUACGAGGCUGAAUUGGACGCGCAGCGGCAGGAGUUACAGGAUCGUGAGGGCAGUAGUGCUGGUGGUGCUGGUAGUGCUACGGUUGCUGGGAACUGCGUUGGUGGUGUGCCGUCGGGUCUGCGGUGUGAGGACCACACAUGUGGCCAUUCAUUGCGUGGGGAGGGCGGCGCGGCCAAUAGUUCUCACACCUCGCUGGACUGCGGUGUGCGUGAGGGUGACGGUGCUGCCCGUGAUGGGCACCAGGUGCGGCUGUAG
Trypanosoma theileri is the source of this 303-nucleotide messenger RNA. RefSeq lists its product as uncharacterized. The coding region runs from base 1 to 303 and encodes 100 amino acids. The record is from RefSeq and is a predicted model, not a curated record. Lineage: Eukaryota; Euglenozoa; Kinetoplastea; Trypanosomatida; Trypanosomatidae. The transcript has a single exon.